This is a messenger RNA of Gossypium raimondii (Peruvian cotton), 2492 nucleotides long. Its product is annotated as LRR receptor-like serine/threonine-protein kinase FEI 1. The record is from RefSeq and is a predicted model, not a curated record. Lineage: Eukaryota; Viridiplantae; Streptophyta; Magnoliopsida; Malvales; Malvaceae. The transcript is spliced from 14 exons. Gene Ontology annotation, molecular function: protein kinase activity; ATP binding; protein binding. Gene Ontology annotation, biological process: protein phosphorylation. Bases 179 to 1957 code for a protein of 592 amino acids.
CCAUGUUCUAUGCAAUCUUUUCUUUUUUAAAAGAAAAAGGUUGCCUUUAGUUUUUUGUUCCAUAAAAUAUUGGUCUUGCCUGGUAAAAACACACAACAUCUCUCUUCUCUUUCAUUGGUUUAAUCAAAUUUCAAACCUCCCUUCUCUGAUAACACUUCCCAGAAGCUUGAGCUUGAAAAUGAGGGUGUUGUUGAGUUGCCUUUUCUCUUUCAUUUUUGCUUCAACCCUUUGGAGCAUUGGCUCUUCUGCUCUCACUCUGGAUGGUUUAACAUUGUUGGAGAUCAAAAGCACAUUGAAUGACAGUAAAAAUUUUCUUGGGAACUGGCAAGCAACUGAUGAAAAUCCUUGUAAUUGGACUGGCAUUUCUUGUUAUCCUAAUGACCAUAGAGUCCGUUCAAUCAAUCUACCAUACAUGCAACUAGGAGGCAUAAUAUCUCCCAGCAUUGGCAAACUCAAAGGAUUACAAAGAUUGGCGUUGCACCAGAAUAAUCUACAUGGACAAAUUCCUAAUGAACUUACAAAUUGUACUGAACUGAGAGCCCUUUACUUAAGAAAUAAUUAUCUGCAAGGAGGCAUACCGUCAAAUUUUGGAAACCUUACUUUUCUCACCAUACUGGAUUUAUCGAGCAAUUUGCUAAAGGGUGCUAUACCUUCAUCCAUAGGUCAUCUUACAAGAUUGCAUUACCUCAAUUUGUCGACCAACUUUUUCUCUGGUGAAAUCCCGGAUAUUGGAGUCCUCAGCACUUUUAGGAACAACUCGUUUAUCGGCAAUUUGGAUCUAUGUGGCCGACAGGUCAACAAGACUUGUCGAACUUCACUGGGAUUUCCAGCAGUCUUACCUCAUGCUGAAAGUGAUGGAGUAGCAGUUCCUACGAAACGAUCAUCUCAUUACAUAAAAGGUGUGAUGAUUGGUGCAAUGUUGACAAUGGCCCUUGUGCUUGUCAUGCUCCUUGCAUUCCUCUGGAUAUAUCUACUAUCAAAGAAGGAAAGGGCUGUUAAAAGAUACACAGAAGUUAAAAAGCAAGUCAACCACGAUACGAGUACUAAACUUAUAACUUUUCAUGGGGAUCUACCGUAUCCUUCAUGUGAGAUUGUAGAAAAGCUGGAGUCCCUUGAUGAAGAAGAUGUCGUGGGGUCUGGGGGAUUUGGUACCGUAUAUCGAAUGGUCAUGAAUGAUUGUCAAACAUUUGCUGUUAAAAGAAUAGAUCGAAGUCGCGAAGGAUCUGAUCAAGUGUUUGAGAGAGAGCUAGAGAUCUUGGGCAGCAUCAAACACAUUAAUUUAGUUAAUAUGCGAGGCUAUUGCAGGUUCCCGGCAUCGAAGCUUCUUAUCUAUGAUUAUCUUGCUAUGGGCAGCUUGGAUAACUUCCUACAUGAAUGCAAAGAAGAAGGCAGGCUAUUGAACUGGAGUGCUCGUUUAAAAAUAGCCCUUGGUUCCGCUAGAGGACUAGCAUACUUGCAUCAUGACUGUUGUCCGAAGAUAGUUCAUCGAGACAUAAAGUCCAGCAAUAUCCUUCUCGAUGAAAACUUGGAGCCCCAUGUAUCCGACUUUGGUCUUGCCCAGCUUUUGGUGGAUGAGGAUGCCCAUGUCACAACUGUCGUUGCCGGCACUUUUGGCUAUUUGGCUCCAGAAUAUCUGCAAAGUGGGAUAGCGACAGAAAAGACGGAUGUCUACAGCUUCGGAGUUCUCUUACUGGAGCUGGUAACUGGGAAAAGGCCAACUGAUCCAACUUUUGCAAAGAGGGGCUUGAAUGUUGUCGGCUGGACGAACACUUUAUUGAGAGAGAACCGUCUGGAAGACAUAGUCGAUAAAGGGUGUACUGAUGCUAUCAUGGAAACUGUCGAAGCAAUUCUCGAAAUAGCAGCGAAGUGUACUGAUGCAAAUCCAGAUGAACGGCCAACAAUGUGCCAGUGCAGAUAUAUGGCACAUUACUAUUCUCAACAUCAACCCAUUAAUUAAAUCAAUGGUUUCCACCAGAAGACGUUGAACACCAAUCUCCCAAGCAGGCAGUGACCCGUCCUGAUGAUGAUACUCCCUGUGGCAACUUUGAACUCUCUUGAAGUGCAAUUCUUCCCGUUUCACAGCUUUAUUAAAGACUUCCUCCACGAUGUGCGCAAAAACAAUCCUUCUCAAGCAAAUAGCUUCUGAGUUUGAAAUUCUCUCCUCUGAAUAUUGCUGAGUUUCAGUGUUGCCAAAGCAACCAACCCCCACACCACACACUUGCAUCCUGCAUUUUAGAACUAGAAUGUGUUUCUAAUGGAGAUGAUAGGAUUAUAUCUGAAAUUAAGAGUAGAAUAAGCAUUUUAGAUAAUGUGUUCAUUUAACUAAACAUGGGUGGAGUUUGGUGAAAGAUAAACUUUAGUGUUUUGUGUUUGGACAAUCAUUUUGAAGUGGGGAAAAGGUGAUGAAAAAAGUUAUGAGUAAAAUGAUGGUGAUGUAUUUGGAUCUUUGCUUUGAAUUGUUGAUUAAAAUUCAAACCCCAUAACUCUUUUUU